Tremella mesenterica DSM 1558 is the source of this 1101-nucleotide messenger RNA. RefSeq lists its product as uncharacterized. The annotation marks the transcript as partial. Gene Ontology annotation, cellular component: nucleus; mitochondrion. Gene Ontology annotation, biological process: mitochondrial DNA repair; nucleotide-excision repair; response to UV. The transcript has 10 exons. Lineage: Eukaryota; Fungi; Basidiomycota; Tremellomycetes; Tremellales; Tremellaceae. Gene Ontology annotation, molecular function: endonuclease activity. The record is from RefSeq and is a predicted model, not a curated record.
GGUCGAUUAGGAUACGCAUGCUUGAACACCGUAUUGAGAAAACAAAAACCGGAAAGCGUGUUUUGCUCGCGAACAUGUCGAAUAGCAAGUAUCGAGGAAGAAGGUAUGGAGUUGCCCAAGGGAUUGGCCUUGAUGAAUGUCCAGGAUCUGAAGACGAUGAUAGAGUGGAACGAACAAAAUCACAUACGUUUUAUGCGUAUGUCAUCAGAAAUGUUUCCAUUUGCAUCCCAUGCCAAAUACGGCUACGAUCUGUCUUUUGCAGAUGUUGGGCUGAGAGAGUGCGGGGAGCUCGCCAGAAAGUAUGGGCAUCGACUGACCAUGCACCCGGGUCAAUUCACACAACUCGGUUCCCCAAAACCUAACGUCAUUGAGGCCAGUAUACGAGAGCUCGACUAUCAGUGUGAGAUCAUGGACCGAAUGGGCCUUGACCAAGAUGGAUCAAGUCUGAUAGACAGCAUUCACAUGGGAGGAGUGUACGAUGACAAACCUGGAACAUUGGAGCGAUUUAAGCUCAACUACACAACCCGCUUGAGUGACAAUGUGAAGAAGCGAUUAGUGCUUGAGAAUGAUGAGAUAUGUUAUAAUGUCGACGAUUUGUUACCACUAUGUCAAGAACUAGAUAUUCCCAUUAUUUUCGAUUAUCACCACGACUGGAUAUAUCCUUCCACCGAACCACCUUCCGUUCUCAUUCCUCGUAUCGCGGAGACGUGGAAGAAACGCGGUAUACGGAUGAAACAACAUCUUUCUGAGCCACGUCCUGGCGCUGAAACGGUAAUGGAGAAACGGGCCCAUUCGGACAGAUGUAAAGCUUUACCGCCGGAUCUACCUGAUGACGUGGAUUUGAUGAUUGAGGCCAAAGACAAGGAGCAGGCGGUAUUCGAAUUAUAUCGGAUCUACGGUUUGCAUGAUGUCAUUUGGGACAACCUCCGACCUCCUGAUCCCGAACCGGGAUUACAGACAAAAGGCCGGAAGUCAAGUUUGAAAAAGUGCGUUAGACCUCUUCUGCCGUACGACAAGAGAGGUGAAACUGACCAAACAGGAAGACCAAAGAAACUGGUGAUGUGGAUGAAGACGGCAAUCCUGUCUGUCUUUCAGAUGUAG